Messenger RNA from Pristis pectinata (smalltooth sawfish), 2111 nucleotides. RefSeq lists its product as uncharacterized. The transcript is spliced from 9 exons. The record is from RefSeq and is a predicted model, not a curated record. Lineage: Eukaryota; Metazoa; Chordata; Chondrichthyes; Rhinopristiformes; Pristidae. The coding region runs from base 140 to 1285 and encodes 381 amino acids.
UUUGAAGCGGGGGAAGAGGCGCGGCGGCGGGAACGGUCGGUAUCGGUCUGUGUGGGGCCGAGGGAGCCGUCCUUUCCUCGGUACCAAACACGAUACGAGUCUGUAGCAAUCCGUCUGAGGACAACACUAAGUAAGGUUUAUGGCUCCAACUCCUGGAUCAAACAGAUUUCGGGAAGUAGGUGGCACUCCAUGCCAUGGAUACAAGAAUCUCCGUACAGGAAUAAAAAUAGAAUCUCAACAGCUCUUUGCAAACAGAAGGAAAAACAUGGGAUCUCCUGAUGAAAAAGGGAAAAUCUCUUUUACUCCACGACAUCGAUUGGUAACACCCUUAAUUUCAAACACACUUGAUCAUCUUAUCUCCAGUAUUGAAAACAGCCACAAAAAGUCAGAAAGACCAGUCAGCCCAAAUCUUGCAAUGCUUAGAAUGACUCCAGGUCUUCAGCAGAAACAAAAGCUUUUACAGGAAAAACAUCUAAAGGCAAAAUCCUCAGUAGACAAGAUUCCUAUAGGUGGUGGCAUUAGUUUAUGGCCAGAAAUGGACAAUAUGAGACUUACUAGAGGAGAAGUAAUUGGUCUUGCAAUAACAUCUUUUCUGUUAAGUGCUGCUGUUUUCGUCAUGUUUGAAUACCUGCAUGGCCCGUCACUUUUGCAUUUAAAUCUCUAUAGUGGGAGAGUGAGAGCAUUCCACAGGGACCAUCCUCUUUCAAGCAGCUCUGAACUAGCCCUCAACCAAUCACUCAUAAGGUGGCACAAAGAUUUCUGGAAGUUAUUGGAAAAGAUUCAAUGGCAAUUUGAAGCGCCCUUUCAUGUGACCUUCAUUCUGUAUGUAUUGCUAUACAUUGCUGGGAUAAUGAUACUGCUUUACUACCUCGUAGAUAACAUGAUUCAGAAAAGCAGACUCACUCCAAAGAGAACAAAAAACUGGUUGGUUCUGCUGGUGGUUGCUGCAUCAUGGACCUUGCUAAUGAUGAAGCUGCUGAUUGCUGCUCACAAUCUUGAACAUGCAAUUGAAGAAACAGUGUACAGAUUAAAAGAAGAACUGGCGGAGCUAGCGGUUACAGGGCAUGAUCUUCGCUGCUUCCAUGACAUUGUUAGCUAUUGGCAAUUCCGAUGCCUUCCUCCAACAAAGCGGGGGAUUUUGAAAAUUUUUGGGCUAAUAAAAGUCCAUGAUGUCUCAUUUUACUUUCAGUAUUAUAGUCUGCCAGUGAUUACAGCGUUGUGCACACCAGUUAUUAAAUUAUUACUUGCACUGAAGGCUGUCUACACCAGGCCAUGUGGAAGCUAAAUGGACAGUUGCAAUUUUAAUUUUCUUUACAUAUCAGAUUGUUAGGACUACAUUUUAAGAAUUUUAUAUAACUAUUCUAAUGUUCAAUUUUAUAAUUUAAGUUAGUAGUUAUUAUUUUGAAAAUUAGAAUAAUGUUGAUAAUCUUUAACUGAAUCUAGAAUACAUACUUAUAAUCUUGUUGUCUGCUCUGUAUAACUGAUUUGUUUAUGAGAUGAUCUUUCUCAAGGAUUAGUGUUUUGGUGCAUUUUGUCAGUGCACUUGUUGAAAUGUAAGAACUGUUCUUUUAAAUUAUCGUGAUUUUUAAAAAAUGAUUUUAAUAGUUAAGUAGAUAUAAUCGUGGCUUGCACCUUAAAUAAGAUAAAGAAUGGAUCAUUCAGUUGGAUUGUGGCUUAGCCAUACCUCAAUUUCCCCCAACCUGCAAACAUGCCUCUGACCCAUGUCAAAUAGUACAUCCUCGAAUUUACCAUGUGAAGCACCAAUGGGGCUGAUAAUGUGGCUAUUACUCUAUGUACUAAAACUCAUUAAGGCUUGAAACUUAUUUAAAUUACAGCUGCUCCUACAGUCAAAGUCUAGAGCCACCCUUGGAUUUCAGGUCACAUGAUGAGAAAUGUGUAAUCUGCUCAAAUCUCCAGGUCUACACAGAGAAAUCGGAGGCAUCCUGGUUACGUAUCCAUUAUGGAUCUGCUGUCCAUAAACACACAUCUCCCAGUCCAACCUGCCCAUUGCUACAACCAAACUGAUUUUCACAGUACUCAAAAAGUAAAGGAAACUACAGAUGCUGGAAAUCCUCGACUUAAAAACUGAAUCCUGGAAAUGCACAGCUGGC